CCCUCACUUGGCAUGGUAAAGAAUAGAUUCCUGCAAAUUUGUGAAGCAAAAUAAAUGAUCUGCUUAGACAACAGAAUGAACCAAAACUCUUAUUAGAAGAAGAGACCUCCAUGCUAAUCACCUCAAAAGCUCUAUAUUACAGGGAAAGCUAGAGUGAGAUUGAAGAUCAUCAUCAAUGGCGAUCUUGACAAGAGCGGUGAAAUUCAUCUCAUGUGGAUGCUGUCGAGCUCGGUCACCAUCUCCGGUCUGUGAGGAUUUCAUACCAAAAUCCGAGCUUUUGCAAGAUGAAGAUGCUGACAUCCUUAGCCUUUAUUUACCAGAUUUCAAUGAGGAACAGGUCAGUGUUGAAGUGACCAGAUCAAAAACCCUAAGUGUGAGUGGACUAAGGCCUACAAAGGCUAAUAGAUGGGUGAGAUUUCACCAAGAGUUCCCAAUCUCAUCAAACUGCAACCAAAGUGAAAUCAGUCAUGAGUUUAAAGAUGGCAUUCUCUGUGUUAGACAGCCAAAACUGGUAGAAAAACAAGACAAUUUGGCACAACCUGAAUCUUCACAGCCUCAAAAACUGGCAACUCCCAAGGUUGAGGGUUAUGGUCGGCCAAGGAAGUUCUUCAAUGUGGCUUUGCUCUCUUUGCUGUUGGUUGGGGUUGUCCUAUGUGUUAACAAUAUACUUGAUUAGCAUUGAAGAAUAUAAUAUUCCUAGAUUUGUGUA
This is a messenger RNA of Ipomoea triloba (trilobed morning glory), 709 nucleotides long. Its product is annotated as inactive protein RESTRICTED TEV MOVEMENT 2-like. Lineage: Eukaryota; Viridiplantae; Streptophyta; Magnoliopsida; Solanales; Convolvulaceae. The record is from RefSeq and is a predicted model, not a curated record. Bases 176 to 676 code for a protein of 166 amino acids. The transcript is spliced from 2 exons.